UACCGGGGAGGGGAAUCAUUUUACAAGCUGGUGGGGAAAAACGCUAAUCUUAACAUCAACCGGCUUUUAAAUCCGUCUUUAUUAAAGAGUAACAGUCGUGUGUGAUGUUUCAGGGAAUUUAGCAGUUUGUUUGAUGAAAAUUGCGGUGUGAAUCUUGAUCGAAAUCACCUUGUUUUGCUGUUUUGUUCGGUCAAAGCUGCCAUGAUCAAUGUUGUUGUUGUUAUUGGGUGAACAUUAUUUAAGGACAGUCUGUAUGAUAACGUUACUAGUCAACUAACAGUUUAACGAAAUAAGUAAAAUUUCUUACCCCCAGUGUUUGUAGUAUUUUGAGGAGAUUUUUAGACACGUAUGCUAGUCUUAGCUAGCUUCAGUAACAAAAGCCCAGGGCGAUAUCUGCAUUCGUGUGCAGUUGUUGUUAAUGAUUAUAUCUGCCAAUUGUGACAUUUCGACAGUUGUUUUAGUUGUUUUUAGUUGAUCAUUUUCCAAAAUCGCCAAACAAGUUAGAAAAGUCUGACUAGUGCCAGUUCAAUACGGAUGUCAACCGAUCUAUUUAUAGUUCAUAUUGAAUAUUUGAUUUUAAGCCAGUGUCUUGAUUUGACACAUCACAGUUUGAAUUCCAAUGAAAUUCACGAUCGCAAAUGCAAUAAUCAGAUAUGAUUACAUGUACUAGACACUAAACCGGUAUUAUAUAUCAUCUCUUGUUGAUUGUAUCAUUUGUAUAUUUGGGUUGAGUUCAACUUUCAGUAGAGUUAAGUUACAUUACAGUAGAGUCAAAAUAUUAACGAUCAGUACUUGAAAUUCCGUUGCUUCCGUCCGUUUCGCUACCUCUCGGUUAUAUUUAGACCUACAAUGAGCGGUCAAGGCUCGUCGGAAAAGGGCUUGAACGGCGCCCUGGUCUGCCAGGAGAGUUACGCCUGCGGUGGUUCCGAAGAGGCCGCCUUCGAGUGCGACGAAUGCGGCAGCCUGCAGUGCGCCCGCUGUGAGCUGGAGCUCCACCGUCAGGAUCGCAUGAGGAACCACGACCGGAUCCGCAUCGCCCCCGGCCACGUACCAUACUGCGAUUCGUGCAAAGGGGACGGGGGUCGCCCGAGAGCGGUUGUCCGGUGUAAUGGAUGUAAGAUCAAUCUGUGUUUGGACUGUCAAAAGCGAACGCAUAGCGGGGUUAGUAAAAAAAAGCAUCCCCUCGCUGCCUAUCCUCCACCUAAACCCGCCGAGAAGAACUCCACUGGAGAUGAGCUGCUGGAUGCUUUGAAAGCAGCCUUGGAGCAAGUCAGCAGCUUCCUUUUAGUGGAUGAAAAAGAAGAAAUGCAGGUGACAGAUGAGGGUGAAUUUGUGAGGAAACUGGGCUGCAAUCCCGACGAGCUCCUCAAGGUGGUGUCCAUUUUUGGAAACACCGGAGAAGGCAAAUCCCACACUCUCAAUCACACUUUCUUUUUGGGUCGUGAAGUGUUCAAGACAUCCCCAACUCAGGAAUCCUGUACUGUUGGGGUAUGGGGAGCACUUGACCCGGUUCAUAAGGUGGUGAUCAUUGACACAGAGGGGCUCCUUGGGGCAGGAACCCAUCAGGGGCAGCGAACCCGCCUCCUGUUGAAAGUGCUCGCCGUGUCCGAUCUGGUCAUCUAUCGGACGCAUGCUGACAGGCUACAUGAUGAUCUUUUUAAGUUCCUUGGGGAUGCUUCAGAUGCGUAUCUUAAGCAUUUUACCAAGGAGCUGAAAGCCACCACUGCCCGCUGCGGUUUGGACGUGCCACUCUCGACUCUGGGUCCUGCUGUGAUCAUCUUUCACGAGACAGUCCACACCAAAUUAUUAGGAGCAGACAAGCCAUCGGAAUCAGCUGAUCGGCUUCUUCAGGAACGUUUCCGAAAACUUGGCCUCCUUCCUGAAGCAUUCAGCUCUAUUCAGUACCGGGGUACUCGUACCCACAAUCCCCCCACUGACUUUAGUGGUCUGCUGCGAAGCGUGGAGAUGCAAUUAGACAACAACACUACAAGAUCUCCACGAUCUGCUGGCGUCAUCUUCAAGGCCCUUCAGGCUCUGAGUGAGUGCUUCAGUGGAGAGAUUCCUGAUGAACAUCUGGCAAGCAACUCGUUUUUCCCAGAUGAGUACUUUACCUGUUCCAGUAUCUGCCUCAGUUGUGGCUCAGGCUGCAAAAACAGCAUGAAUCAUCUACGGGAGGGUAUUGUGCAUGAAGCUAAACAUCGCUGCCGCUACUCCGCCCAUUACGAUAAUCGCAUCUAUACGUGCAAGGCUUGUUACGAAAGCGGAAAAGAGGUGAUUGUAGUUCCAAAGACAACGGCGUCCUCUGAUUCGCCUUGGUUUGGCCUGGCAAUUUAUGCCUGGUCUGGGUAUGUAAUUGAGUGUCCAAACUGCUCGGUGAUCUAUAGAAGUAGACAAUAUUGGUAUGGAAACCAGGACCCUGUUGAUACGGUGGUCCGGACUGAGAUCCAGCACGUCUGGCCCGGGUCCGACGGAUUCCUGAAGGACAACAACAACGCUGCACAGAGACUGCUGGAUGGUGUGAACUAUAUGGCUCAGUCUGUUUCUGAACUAAGUGUCAAGCCUGCCAAAGCUGUCACUGCCUGGUUGACAGACCAGAUUGCCCCCGCUUACUGGAAGCCCAAUUCUCUCAUCCAUAGGUGUCACAAAUGUGGAGAGGUAUUCCAAGAUAAUGACACAAAGCACCAUUGCCGGGCCUGUGGAGAAGGUUUCUGUGAUGGUUGCUCUUCUAAGACACGGGCGGUCCCUGAAAGAGGUUGGGGUCUGGCACCUGUGCGCGUCUGUGAUGCCUGCUUUCAAAACAGAGGGAUUCCUGAAGAACUACUUGACGCAGCACUGGAAGAGGAGGAAGGUGGGACUCUGAUAGCCAGAAAAGUUGGAGAAGCUGUUCAAAACACCUUAGGAGCAGUAGUGACAGCCAUAGACAUCCCUCUUGGCCUGGUAAAAGACGCAGCACGUCCAGCGUAUUGGGUACCUGAUCAAGACAUCCGCUGCUGCCACCAGUGCCAACGUGAGUUUAACGCACGUCUUUCUAUCCAUCACUGCCGUGCAUGUGGACAAGGAGUUUGUAACGACUGCUCCUCUGAUCGCCGAGCCGUGCCCUCCAGGGGUUGGGACCAUCCCGUACGGGUGUGCAUCACCUGUAACCAGAAACCCGGAGAUCUCUAGCAGAACUGAACGUCACUUAACGUUAAAAGACACCCCAUAUGUGGCCAUAGCGCUUCAGUCCAGGCUGAGAAGAAAGCAUUGCCCUUGAACCAAUAAAUCCUAUUGGUUGAGUAAAGCAAGAGGAUCAUCUUUGCUUUUGUCUCAACACUGUCAUUUCACAUACAUGCUCUUCAACCUUACGUAAGCGGUUCACAAUUUAAGAUAUGAAAUGGCCCGAGUCUUUUUUUUAAAGGUAUAGGUCCAUUGAAUUAAAAAGUUUCAGACAAUCCUUGGUUUGUCAUGCAAUAUGUUACCUGUGGGUAAAGGCAGCUAAUAUAUGGCCGCUACAGGAUGCAUGAGACAGGUGCACAAAUAUUAGUUUUAGCAUAUAAGCAUCUUUGUUUACCAUUCUGUUGUGUUGCUCAAUUUUCAGUCCUAGGACGGAUCAUAUAUCCUGCUAUUCAUUUUUUUUUAAACGCAAGUUUGUUUUCCAUUCCUUUACCCUUGUACCCUCAAAUCCCUAGUAUAAAGUAGAUUAUAGAUUUAUUCCUCUUUGUCACCAUAAUUUGCUGCCUAUUAUUAAGCUGAUCAUUGAAGUUAUCAGAUGUUCAGCAUCAUUUAAAGAGUUUAUCAUUUAUUUUAAAACAAGUGUGUACACAAUCAGGACAUUUUUUGGUUGAGGUUUUUAAAAAUGUACCUUUUUAAACGGCAAAUCUAUACAGCAUACCGACUUACACAAAGCCACAUUGAAACCGCAGAUUUUUGUGAUGUGGCUUCAAAAAGUUGGAUCUUAUGUUUAAGUUUACACAGAUGCCAAUCCACAUUAAUCUAUUUGGUCUAUCCUCAUGUUAUCAUACAGAAGCUGCUCAGUUAAACUAUUAAUUUAUUUUCUUGGCCAAAAGAACACUCGUAUAGAAUCGGUUAAACGUAGAUUCGGUGAGGCGUUAUGUGUGGAUGACUGAACAUGACUGAGACAGACAUAAGAAACAUGUUAUCUGCACCUUGUAUGCUAAUUAAAUUAAACUUGAGUAUC
Molecule: messenger RNA, 4177 nt
Organism: Paramisgurnus dabryanus
Lineage: Eukaryota; Metazoa; Chordata; Actinopteri; Cypriniformes; Cobitidae
Gene: zfyve1
Product: zinc finger, FYVE domain containing 1
Biological process (GO): lipid droplet formation
Cellular component (GO): lipid droplet
Molecular function (GO): phosphatidylinositol-3,4-bisphosphate binding; phosphatidylinositol-3,4,5-trisphosphate binding; phosphatidylinositol-3-phosphate binding
Source: RefSeq, a predicted model, not a curated record